Venturia canescens is the source of this 846-nucleotide messenger RNA. RefSeq lists its product as uncharacterized. Lineage: Eukaryota; Metazoa; Arthropoda; Insecta; Hymenoptera; Ichneumonidae. Bases 1 to 846 code for a protein of 281 amino acids. The transcript is spliced from 7 exons. The record is from RefSeq and is a predicted model, not a curated record. Gene Ontology annotation, molecular function: serine-type endopeptidase inhibitor activity.
AUGCGUUCACUAUUUGCAGUCAGUCUUGUCACAUUGUGCAUCACGAUAAAUUCACACGCACUCGUGAAACUCUCACAUGGGAAAACUCCACCCUCCGAUGAUCUAAGGGAACAAGAUCAGCAUCUUUCACCUCCGGCACCCCUGGUGGAAGAUAUGACAGAAUUAUUUCGGAAUAUUCAUUCGUUGUGCAAGGCCUAUUCGCUAAUGAAUCGAAAACCAGCGAAUGCAACAACGAUUCUGGAACCAGCAACGAAUUGCAUGAACACGUUUCCUGAAAUUGCAAAAUUGUGUGGGACGCUAGACUCGAUUGGGGUCCCGGAAGCAACGAGAUGUACGUUUUCGCCAACGGUAAAAAAUCAUGGCUUCCAACUCGUCUCAAAUCUAGCGAGAAAUUACUCGCUCAACCUGCCAGCACUAACAAAUAUGUCCAGCCACGAUCACGUUAUUUCACCUUUGAGCUCCUUCAUUUACAUGGCAAUGAUCUCUUAUGCGAGUCCAGAAGGAAGCGGAUUUUCUGGACUUCCGAAAAACAAAAUGAAGAUGGCAAAACUUGGAUUUCAUCAAUUCUUGAAGUACAUGGGUGAUCAUGGUGUCCGCAUAAAAACAAAAAUUUUCACCGACCAUGACGUCACCCAGUUGGAUCCCAAUUUCAUCAAAGUGGCCAAACGAAUUUUCCAUUCGGAAAUUGAAACAGUUGAUGUGAUCGAUGGAUCCAUGGGUAACAGAAAAAUAAACGAAUGGAUUGCUGCUCAAACGAACAGUAGUGUAGCUCACAUAUUCGAGCCACGGAAUUUGGAAGUACAGAUUCUCAUCCAGUCCGGGGCAUUCUUUUCAACUCGGCGAUGA